Molecule: messenger RNA, 532 nt
Organism: Cydia amplana
Lineage: Eukaryota; Metazoa; Arthropoda; Insecta; Lepidoptera; Tortricidae
Gene: Blos2
Product: biogenesis of lysosome-related organelles complex 1 subunit 2
Exons: 4
Coding region: 50-481 (143 amino acids)
Biological process (GO): lysosome localization; endosomal transport
Cellular component (GO): BLOC-1 complex; gamma-tubulin complex; BORC complex
Molecular function (GO): gamma-tubulin binding
Source: RefSeq, a predicted model, not a curated record
AGAAUUUAGUUUUGUGAUAAAAACUAAAAGAACUUUAGUUCUAAGCAGAAUGUCAGACGAAGACAUCGAGAAAUGGAUGAAAGAUGGCCGCAACAAAGAUUUACAGGUGUCGACGAGCUGCUCGAGCUUCGAGGUGCUGGACCCGCACGACCCGGUGAUCAGCCGCCUCGCCACGCAGCUCUUCAAGCGCACCAAUGACUACCUACAGGGAGAAAUGUCUGCGGGCCAGGACCACUACAACCUGCUGGAGCAGAUCAACCGACUCACAAUAACCAAGUAUGCUGAUCUCCGUAACCUGGCGGUGAACCUGAGCAAAACACUCAAUGAGUAUAAUGAAAUGUACAACACCCAGAUCCGGCCGUUGCUGCAGCAGAUAGACGCCAUCGACGCGCAGGUCUCCAGGUUCGAGGCGAGCGCGUACCGCCUGGACGCUUACACCAAGCAGCUCAAGCAGCGCUUCAAGGAACUCGAGGACAAGUAGCCAGAACAACACCUCCACUGAUGAGCAGCUGCCAGGCGCAUGUAGCAAGCG